Molecule: messenger RNA, 922 nt
Organism: Leptosomus discolor (cuckoo roller)
Lineage: Eukaryota; Metazoa; Chordata; Aves; Leptosomiformes; Leptosomidae
Source: RefSeq, a predicted model, not a curated record
UGUCUACGAGCCGGAUAGAAACGUGCUGCGAAGGAAAGAAUGGGAAAGGAGAAACCAGGAGGCCCAGCAGGAGGAUGGUGCGUUUAACACGAGUUACUCCCUCUUCAGUGAACCAUACAAGACUAACAAGGGGGAUGAGCUCUCAAAUCGUAUCCAGAAUACACUGGGCAACUAUGAUGAAAUGAAAGACUUGUUAACUGACCGAUCAAACCAGAGCCACCUUGUUGGGGUUCCAAAACCUGGGGUUCCUCAGUCGUCUCUCCCCAAGCCUGAUGAACAUCAUAUUGCAGACUCCAGACCGCCACCUCCUCCUCCCAUUUCCAGCACUACUUCUUCCACACCAGCAGCUCUGCCUGCCCAGCAGAGCAAAAGCACCAUGAUGGGUUGGCAGAAGGCUGGCCACAAUGCCGCUUCAGAUGGCCAGCAGAGAGCGAGCAAGCAUGGGCACCGGUCACUGGAGUCACACAAAGGUGACUUCAAACUGGCAAACCAAAAAUCCAGUCUGGAGAAACUAAAACGCUAUGCAUCGAGUCCCACCUCCUCCUCCUCCUCCAACACUGCCCAGCAAAGUUCACUGAGGGCCACGCUAGGAGAAAACGUCAACAGAGUGCAGCAGCCGGCAAAGCUCAAUUGUAGCUCGGAAGGAGGAGCUCAAGCACAAGAGAGGCCAGCAAAGCACAGUGGUGGGCACUGCGUCCAAAACUUCCCACCCUCUCUUGCUUCGAAGCCCGGUCUGGUGCAGCAGAAACCCACAGCUUACGUAAGGCCAAUGGAUGGUCAAGACCAGGCUCCUGAUGAAUCUCCAAAGCUGAAGUUACCAGCAGAUACGACCAAGUCAUAUAGGGGAGUGCCUUCUAACAAGCCCGAUUCGGCUAGGACCAAGUCAAAGAUAGCCAAGUUCAACAUUCCUAAGCAAGAAGAG